Rosa rugosa (rugosa rose) is the source of this 1134-nucleotide messenger RNA. Its product is annotated as spermidine synthase 1-like. The coding region runs from base 1 to 1125 and encodes 374 amino acids. Gene Ontology annotation, biological process: spermidine biosynthetic process. The transcript has 9 exons. Gene Ontology annotation, cellular component: cytosol. Gene Ontology annotation, molecular function: spermidine synthase activity. Lineage: Eukaryota; Viridiplantae; Streptophyta; Magnoliopsida; Rosales; Rosaceae. The record is from RefSeq and is a predicted model, not a curated record.
AUGGAGAAGAGAGGUACUGGCGUUACUACUACUAUUAUGCAUGAAUCUGCAGCAUUACUAUGCGGUACAAAUUUGUACGUUAAAAAGCCAAAAGAAGAUGUUGAUGAUGAACUACUUAGGGCGGUUAAUGGUGAUCUCAGCUAUGAUAUCGACUCUGCCCCACUAGUCCCAGCCGGAAUUGAUGAUGAACACGAUGAAGAACCUGAGGAUGAUCUUGUAAAUCAUCCUGAGAUUCCUGGAUGGUUUUCUGAGUAUUGUCCAGUUUGGCCAGGGCAAGCACACUUUUUGAAGGUAGAAAAGAUCUUAUUUCAAGGGAAGUCCCAGUACCAAAGUAUGAUGGUAUUUCAGUCAUCAGCAUAUGGGAAGGUUUUUGUUCUGGAUGGAGCCCUGCAACUCACUGAAAAGGAUGAGUGUGCUUACCAAGAAAUGAUUACACAUCUUCCUCUUUGCUCCAUUCCAAACCCUAAAAAGGUAUUACUCAUUGGAGGAGGAGAUGGCGGAAUUUUAAGGGAAAUUUCUCGACACUCUUCUGUUGAGCAGAUUGAUAUAUGCGAAAUAGACACCAUGUUAGUUGAUAUCUACAAGAAAUUUUUUCCUGAUGUUGCUAUUGGAUACAAGGACCCUCGGGUAACUCUUCAUGUUAAAGAUGGUACUGAAUUUUGUAAGUACGUUCCAGAAGGAACAUAUGAUGCAAUUAUAGUGGACGCAUUUGACCCAAUAAGGCCUGGUCAUGAGCUUCUUGAUGAUGAGACUCCCUUCUUUGAACUGGUGAGAAAAGCUCUCCGCCCUGGAGGAGUCAUGUGCAUCCAAGCAGAAAGCAUAUGGUUUCGCUCCUUCCAGGUUGAUGAACUCGUUGCAAAAUGUCGCCAAAUUUUCGAAGGCUCUGUUGACUAUGCUUGGACAAUUGUUCCAGCAUAUCCAAGUGGGGUGAUUGGUUUCUUGCUUUGCUCCAAGGAGGGGUCAUACGUGAACUUCAGAAAUCCUAUCAACCCGAUUAACCCCAACAAUAGUUACGGAGUAUCAAAAGAGCCCUUGAAAUUUUACAAUUCAGAGAUGCACACUGCUGCAUUCCAGCUCCCCGCAUUCGCAAAGAAGGCCAUCAAGGCUAUUAGCUCCAAAAUCUGACAAACCUAC